Molecule: messenger RNA, 2010 nt
Organism: Lichtheimia ornata
Lineage: Eukaryota; Fungi; Mucoromycota; Mucoromycetes; Mucorales; Lichtheimiaceae
Exons: 6
Coding region: 1-2010 (669 amino acids)
Biological process (GO): positive regulation of transcription by RNA polymerase II; negative regulation of fatty acid biosynthetic process; double-strand break repair via homologous recombination
Cellular component (GO): BRCA1-A complex; plasma membrane; BRCA1-BARD1 complex
Molecular function (GO): ubiquitin-protein transferase activity
Source: RefSeq, a predicted model, not a curated record
AUGUCCACUUCAGUCGAUUUUCUCGGCUCACUUUUGGCUAUUGAAAAGUUGAUGCGAUGCGAGCUAUGUGGAGGCCUUGUUAAGAAUGCUCGAACAUUGAACGAAUGCGGUCAUCGCUUUUGCAACAACUGUAUAUACGAUCGGAUCGGCACCAAACGGCAAUGUCCCACUUGUCACCUACCAGCGAUCGUCAAGAAUAUGCGACCCGACCCUAUGCAUGAUACGCUAGUGGCCUGUGUGCAAAAGCUUAAAAAGUUGGUGAAUGAACAGCAGCUUAGCCAAGAUAGCAGCAAUGACGAGUUUGCAGCACCACGUCCAUUGACCUUGGAGGAACGCGCUCGACGACGCGUAGCGGGAUCUUCUUCAAUUGAUCAUUCACCGCCACCACGCGACGCGACAUUUGACGAGAUUAAAAAUGACGAGAUGGAUGCACAACAUGAUGAAGAAAAGAAGAACCAAGGAUCCUCUAUAGAAACAUCCUGGAACAGCAAUUAUUCAAUCGAUGUUGAAUAUCAUGAUGAUGAUGCAUAUGUCGAACCCAAGCCAGAGCCACUAUCCCUUAGUUUAUCUCAUCUUGUCAACAACAAUAACGAUGUCGACCAACAAGCCAACUCGGAUGAUGAACUCCUUCUUGACGAUGACCUACCAGCUGAUGAACAAUACCCACAACAACAACCAGCUAGAUCAACUACUACAACGACGACUCCCACCACAACCACAACCGCCAUCAAGACCAAUGAUACCCAGGAGGAUGAGGACGAGGAUGAUUUGCGUUUGGAUGAUGACCUCCCAGAAGAUGAACGUUAUUACCCGAUACCAUCCACCAACAACAAUGCAUCCAUCAACAUACCAUCAUCACAAAAGAAGCAUGUUGCAUCAAACAAUCAUCAACCUAAUAUUCCCACCAAAAAGAGAUCACAUCAUGAUGAUGACCAAGGUAGCCGACCUUUGGAAGAGAAAGAACAACCAUGCACCCCAAUUCCACCAUCACGCACCACCACCACCACCACCAUCAGCAUUACUACCUCAUCACCUUCACCACGACAGCAAAAGCGAAUACGAUCCAUAUCUCCUCCUCCACAUCCACGAGAUAGAGUUUGGAAGUGCAGCACAUGUAGCUUUCAGAAUGAAUUGAGCCAUGAUUCAUGUGUCUUUUGCAAGCACCCACGGGAUGAUGCACCUGAGAAAGAUCGUGAAGAGCGAAUAUCCACUUUAUCACUACACCCGAGUACCCUUUCCACCAAUGCAUAUCAAUCGACACAAUGCUCAAUGAUCGACAAUCAAAUCCUCAGCUACGCCACCCAAGACAUCCCAUCCUCCUCAUCAACAGCAGCAUCAUCAUUGGAGCCGACAAGGAUGGUGCACGUGAUGUUCACAGGCAUGACGAAUGAUGAAUCCCAAGCAUGUAUUGAUUUGGCGGGUGAAAAGGGAUUGUAUAUGCAAAUUCAUCAGGAUACACGCAACUUUGACGCGGUGACGCACCUUGUUACCACACAAGAUGACCAAGGUUUAAGUCCGAGAACGGAGAAAUAUUUGCGUGGAAUUUUGGCAGGCAUAUGGAUUGUCAACCGAUCAUGGAUCGAAGAGAGUAGUGAAAAGGGAAAAUGGCUAGCUGAGGAACCCUAUGAAGUCAUGGGUGAUACCGUUGCUGGCAAGACGCACGGACCUAGGCGAGCACGUCAGGCACUUGCGGAGGAUGAGAGCCCACUCUUUGAUGGUAUUCGAUUCUGCUUCUUUGGCAAACAAUUCCCCAAUCGUGAUAAGAUGAUGCAUCUAUGCAAUCUUGGAGGUGGACAAAUCCUUGCACGACGACCUCCCGCUGAUAAGACUGGCGUGGCCCAUGAUCAUGAAUUAACAAAGAGGACCAUCAACAAGGAUCAUGUUGUCAUUAUUAUCCAUGAGGAAAGACGAUUGAAUACCAAGAUCUUAGCAUCGUAUCAAGUACGGCAGUUGUCAUGGAUGUUAGAUUGUAUUAGUUGUUUCGCUAGACCUGUCACUGCUGAUGACUAA